Molecule: messenger RNA, 3234 nt
Organism: Nycticebus coucang (slow loris)
Lineage: Eukaryota; Metazoa; Chordata; Mammalia; Primates; Lorisidae
Gene: CLCN2
Product: chloride voltage-gated channel 2
Exons: 24
Coding region: 66-2822 (918 amino acids)
Biological process (GO): chloride transport; transmembrane transport
Cellular component (GO): membrane
Molecular function (GO): voltage-gated chloride channel activity
Source: RefSeq, a predicted model, not a curated record
CAGCUCGGACUCUGCCGGGAGCUGAGCCGGAGCCGCAGAGGGAGGCCAGAGGGCAGUGCGCGGAGAUGGCGGCGGCGGCGGCGGCGGCGGAGGAAGGGAUGGAGCCGCGGGCGCUGCAGUACGAGCAGACUCUGAUGUAUGGCCGAUAUACUCAGGACCUUGGCGCCUUUGCCAAAGAGGAAGCUGCUCGGAUUCGCCUGGGAGGGCCUGAGCCCUGGAGGGGUCCCCUGUCCCCUCGGGCUCCUCCAGAGCUCUUGGAAUAUGGACAGAGCCGUUGCGCCCGAUGCCACAUCUGUUCUGUACACUGCCACAAGUUCCUCGUGUCCAGGGUUGGUGAAGAUUGGAUCUUCCUUGUUCUGCUGGGGCUCCUCAUGGCAUUGGUCAGCUGGGCCAUGGACUAUGCCAUUGCUGCCUGUCUACAGGCUCAGCAGUGGAUGUCCCAGGGCUUGAACACCAGCAUCUUGCUCCAGUACCUGGCCUGGGUCACCUACCCUGUCGUCCUUAUCACAUUCUCAGCUGGAUUCACACAGAUCCUGGCUCCUCAGGCUGUUGGGUCUGGCAUCCCUGAGAUGAAAACCAUCUUGCGGGGAGUGGUGCUGAAAGAAUACCUCACCCUCAAGACCUUUGUAGCUAAGGUCAUUGGGCUGACCUGUGCCCUAGGCAGUGGGAUGCCACUCGGCAAAGAGGGCCCUUUUGUGCAUAUUGCAAGCAUGUGUGCCGCCCUUCUCAGCAAGUUCCUCUCCCUCUUUGGGGGUAUCUAUGAGAAUGAGUCCCGGAACACAGAGAUGCUGGCUGCUGCCUGUGCCGUGGGAGUGGGCUGCUGCUUUGCAGCACCUAUUGGAGGUGUGCUGUUCAGCAUUGAGGUCACCUCCACCUUCUUCGCUGUGCGGAACUACUGGCGGGGAUUCUUUGCCGCCACCUUCAGUGCCUUCAUCUUCCGGGUCCUGGCAGUCUGGAACCGUGAUGAAGAGACCAUUACUGCACUUUUCAAAACCCGGUUCCGACUUGACUUCCCCUUUGACCUGCAGGAACUUCCCGCCUUUGCUGUCAUUGGUAUUGCUAGUGGCUUCGGGGGAGCCCUCUUUGUCUACCUGAACCGGAAGAUAGUCCAGGUGAUGCGGAAGCAGAAGACCAUCAAUCGCUUCCUCAUGAGGAAACGCCUGCUCUUCCCAGCUCUGGUGACCCUGCUCAUCUCCACUCUGACCUUCCCUCCGGGCUUUGGACAGUUCAUGGCUGGACAGCUCUCACAGAAGGAGACACUGGUCACCCUGUUUGACAACCGGACGUGGGUUCGCCAGGGCCUGGUGGAAGAGCUAGACCCUCCCAGCACCUCACAGGCCUGGAGCCCACCACGAGCCAAUGUCUUCCUUACCCUGGUCAUCUUCAUUCUCAUGAAGUUCUGGAUGUCUGCACUGGCCACUACUAUCCCAGUGCCCUGUGGGGCCUUCAUGCCUGUCUUUGUCAUUGUGCCCCUGCCCUCCCCCUCCACUACCUCUUUCUCUUCCCACCCCCUCCCUGAAGGAGCAGCAUUUGGGCGUCUGGUGGGUGAAAGCAUGGCUGCCUGGUUCCCAGAUGGGAUUCACACGGACAGUAGCACUUACCGGAUUGUGCCUGGGGGCUAUGCCGUGGUUGGGGCGGCUGCACUGGCAGGAGCAGUGACACACACAGUGUCCACCGCUGUGAUCGUGUUCGAGCUCACAGGCCAGAUCGCCCACAUCCUGCCAGUCAUGAUCGCCGUCAUCCUGGCCAACGCCGUUGCCCAGAGCCUACAGCCCUCACUCUAUGACAGCAUCAUCCGAAUCAAGAAACUGCCUUAUCUGCCUGAGCUGGGCUGGGGCCGCCACCAGCAGUACCGGGUGCGAGUAGAAGACAUCAUGGUGCGGGAUGUUCCCCAUGUUGCCCUCAGCUGUACCUUCCGGGACCUGCGGCUGGCACUGCACAGGACCAAGGGCCGCAUGUUGGCCCUAGUGGAGUCCCCUGAGUCCAUGAUUCUGCUGGGCUCCAUCGAGCGCUCACAGGUGGUGGCGUUGCUGGGGGCCCAGCUGAGCCCGGCCCGCCGACAACAGUACAUACAGGAGCGUAGAGCCGCCCAGACCCGUCCACCAUCUGACCAGGAGAGUUCCCCUAGCCCCAAGACUUCUGUCCGCUUCCAGGUGAACAUAGAAGACUCAGGCUUCCCUGCAGUGCGGGGAGAGACUCAGAAGCCCCUAAAGCCUGCUCUCAAGAGAGGGCCCAGCAUUACCAUGAGCCUCGGGGAGAAUCCCGCAGGGAAUGUGGAGUCGGCAGGCAUUGCCCUCAGGAGCCUCUUCUGUGGCAGUUCGCCUCCUGAGGCACCUUCUGAGAAGUCGGAGUCCUGUGACAAGCGCAAGCUGAAGCGGGUCCGAAUCUCCCUGGCGAGUGACUCAGACCUGGAAGGAGAAAUGAGCCCUGAGGAGAUUCUGGCGUGGGAGGAGCAGCAACUAGAUGAACCUGUCAACUUCAGUGACUGCAAAAUUGAUCCUGCUCCCUUCCAGUUGGUAGAGCGGACUUCUUUGCAUAAGACUCACACCAUUUUCUCACUGCUGGGAGUCGACCAUGCUUAUGUCACCAGCAUUGGCAGACUCAUUGGAAUUGUCACCCUAAAAGAGCUUCGGAAGGCCAUUGAGGGCUCUGUCACAGCACAGGGUGUAAAAGUCCGGCCACCCCUCGCCAGCUUCCGAGACAGUGCCACCAGCAGCAGUGACACAGAGACCACUGAAGUGCAUGCACUUUGGGGACCCCGCUCCCGCCAUGGCCUCCCCCGGGAGGGCUGCCCUUCUGACAGUGAUGACAAGUGCCAAUGAACCCCUCAUUGGGUGACCUAGGAUGGUGGCAGCCGUGCCUGUCUGUCCAGAGCCUCCAACUUUCAUAUUCCUUUUGCCUUGGGAAGGCAGGAGGCUGCUGCAGCCAGAGGCUAGAGCCCCAGCCACCCAUUCCAAACCUGGGGUGCUAGUUUCUCCCAGUUCAUCCUACCUGGAAUCUGACCCAGUGCCCACCUGCAGCAAGUUUUCCAAGGGCAGGAAAAUCAGCGCUACUUUGGCAGGCUGGGGGUGGACCCCUGCUUUCCCUUUGAGGGGAAAUGGGUAGAACUAAGAUGGAUUUAUACUGGAACCUCCAAUGACCAGAUGUAUAUAGAGAUUUACAAAGAUUUUUAUAUUAAUUUAAUAAAACAAAUUCUUAGAACAAAAUAAACACCUAAUGAGCCACUUAUAUAUA